Fukomys damarensis (Damara mole-rat) is the source of this 972-nucleotide messenger RNA. RefSeq lists its product as uncharacterized. NCBI's taxonomy places the organism in Eukaryota, Metazoa, Chordata, Mammalia, Rodentia, Bathyergidae. Bases 1 to 636 code for a protein of 211 amino acids. The transcript has 4 exons. The record is from RefSeq and is a predicted model, not a curated record.
AUGCAGCCACCACACUCACACAACCACACCUCCAUCACACGCCCCUCAAAUUAUAAACACACACUAGACAGACAUGCAGCAGAAUGUUGUCCCAACCCCAGUCACUCACCAGUAACAUACUCACACGGCGCUCCCCACUACCCCUUCUCCGGACUCGGAGGACAGCUUGACCGCCUCCGCCGUCAGCCGCCUGCGGUGAAAUCCACCCGCAGAGAUGUCCUGUACAGACUCCAGUGCAACAGACCAUGUAAGGUAUCUGCGACCGCUACACCCCCGGGCGUGACUCCACCCAGAAGGCACUGCGGCCUAAUUCAACUUCCGGUCGGAGAGCUCCCGCGGGUGUGGUGUAGGGGACUGAACAACCAGGAUUGCUGGGGAGGUUCAACUCCGGCGCUGCCCUCUGUCUUGACGCACAGUUGUGAAACUGCAUUUCGAGUAGAGAAAUUCCAGGAAGAACAUUCAGAGCCUAUACUCAUGGAGCCUAGCAGCAGGAAGCAAAUCUUGAAGAACAUAGAUUUCAAUUCCAUUUAUUUUCUUAUAUACAACAUGGCAGCUCAAAGAAACAAAACUUUUUUCAAACAUUGGAAUGAUGGAAAACUUGGAAUACAGUACCAGAACAAUUACAAGAAGUUCUAGGAAAGAAAAGCUGAUGUUGCUGGAUUAAUUUUCCAAAGGAAAAUGAAAGACAAUAAAGAAGUUCUACUUCACUGAUUUCUGCAUGAAACAUUUCUGAAUUAGACUCAUAUAAAGAGCAUCAUCAUGUCUAAUUUGCUGCAAGAUAAUUUAAGCAAGACUAGGAAAAAAUGAGCAAUGUACAAUAUACCAGGGAAACACUAUGCUUUGUUAAAUAGCAUGCUGAAUUAUCAAGUUUCUAAUGUUUUGUUUACCCAAUAUCAGGCAGUUCAAAAAAAGCAGGGCAGGGGGCUCAGUGGUUCUGCUGCUUGCCUUGCAAGCACAAGGACCCAAGUUCUA